UCUCUCUUUUGCUUCUUCACUUUUGAGGUUCUCACAUUUGCCUCUUGCUCCUUUGCUUCUCCUCUUUUGCCCAGCAACAGUAGGUAUUCCCUUAAUCUUUGCCUCUUCCUUUUAUGACCUCUGAAGUUUGCAACACCUCAUCUCUAGCUCGAUCAGACCUUCCCGCUAGGCAAUUCUCUUUGAGCAAGGCCGCCGAGCAGCCCACAGGCCCUAGUAUUGAGUACCUUAGGUGUGGAGGAUCUUAAGGUUUUUCCAAAUGUUUAUUUCAUUCCUUCUGGCUGUUUCCUUAGGUUACCCCAAGCUAAUGAGAGGACCGAUAAUUUUUUGCUUGAAUACAUCUACUUAUAUGAAGAAUGCUUUUGAGCAGGCCUCAAGUUUACCUUUUAUCCCUUUGUAUGUACUUUUCUAAGUUAUUAUGGCUUAGUUCCUGCUCAGCCGGUCCCUAAUACUUGGAGGACCAUUAUAGGUUUUCUAGUGCACCCUUCUGCACAGCAUACAACCUUCUCUUAGGCUCUUUAGAGCUCUGUUUAUCAUUGAAGAGUAGCACUCCAAGUGCGGAUGGUGGUAUGUCUCGACUCAAAAAGGGUUGUAGCUCAUCAAAGGCCGACAAUUUAUAGCUGGAAAGGAUAUUUCUUCUUCAUGUCAGCUAACCAGUCAUGGUGAUUCAGCAUGAUUUAGGGGAUGCUACAACCCUAAAUCAUGAUUUAUAGCUGGAAAGGAUAUUUCUUCUUCAUGAUUUAGGGGAUGCCUAAGAAAGGCGUAAAUCGAUUUUCCAGACUAGAUGAUAAAGAUCAAAAAGCGUUGGAGUUAGGUCGAGCAGAAGUCCCUUUGGUGCAGAAAAUUUUGGCCGAACAAACCUUGGUCAAUGCUAGCUUGAGCUGUGCGCUAUGUGAGGAGAUGGGGAUUGACAAGUCUUUGCUCAAGGAAGCCAAUAAACAUGCGACCAAUGAGAGUAGUAGGAGUGCUCCUCCCAUGAGGAAGAAGUCGAUAGUGUGGCUUCCUUGCAAAGUCUGCAUGGCGACUCCUCAGCCAAUCCACCCAGUGGAGGCUCCUCGGGCCAAAAGUCCUAAAAUUGAGGCGGUGUCAGAUGGUCCGUCGGGACCACAAAUGUGGUCGUCCGCAAUAGCCACAUCUCACAAGAGUUAGCUUGGGGGCUUGUCUUGUUUAGCAAUUGGAACGAAGUAAUGGGCUAUUCCUUCGAGACACUAUUCAUCAUGUUCUUCAAAGAGGCCAUUAAGGUAAUCUUCUUCAAACUUGUGGGCUAUGAAUGAGGUCUUUUAGUAUUGACUCAUUUUUGCUCUUCAUGGAACAUCAACUUUUGGGUGGCCGCCCAUUACCGCCACUUUGCAUUGGUCCAAGAUCUAAAUGAUAUGAUGAUUAAGAGGGACCAACUAAAGAAGA
Phoenix dactylifera (date palm) is the source of this 1401-nucleotide messenger RNA. The record is from RefSeq and is a predicted model, not a curated record. Lineage: Eukaryota; Viridiplantae; Streptophyta; Magnoliopsida; Arecales; Arecaceae.